Molecule: messenger RNA, 3638 nt
Organism: Spodoptera frugiperda (fall armyworm)
Lineage: Eukaryota; Metazoa; Arthropoda; Insecta; Lepidoptera; Noctuidae
Product: nucleosome assembly protein 1-like 1
Exons: 9
Coding region: 16-1230 (404 amino acids)
Biological process (GO): nucleosome assembly
Cellular component (GO): chromatin; nucleus
Molecular function (GO): histone binding; chromatin binding
Source: RefSeq, a predicted model, not a curated record
CAAGAGUAAAAAUUGAUGCCCCAAUCAUUUGCUUUUCGCAUCUUUGAAAAUUUAUUUCGUCGUUCAAAAAAGAAAUCCGGAAACGAUAUAAACAUGGGUACAGUGGAACGCGCUGGUGAUGACCACACUUCCGAGGUGGAGUCUGGAGAGGAGGAGGAAAUUGUAGGGGGCGGCGAGCUGGCUCAGCACCUCAUGAAAAGCGGCAUUACCCGCAACGAGAUGCUAGCGGCUAUCACCAACCGCAUCCACGUCGAGGCUAUGGCGUCUCUGCCACCGAACGUGCGCAGGCGCAUCCGUGCCCUGCGCACUCUGCAGAAAGAGUUCGUCGACAUCGAGGCUAAGUUCUACAGCGAAGUUCAUGCGCUUGAGUGCAAAUACGAGAAAUUGUACAAGCCUCUGUUUGAAAAGCGUGCUUCGGUUGUGAAUGGUGGCUACGAGCCCACUGACGAGGAGUGCCUGAACCCUUGGCGCGAUGAGAAUGAAGAGGAGGAACUCGCGCGCGCAGUGCAGAGCGCUGCCAUUACCGACGGUUCUGAAGAGAAGAAACCUGAAGAGAAACCUGCCGAGCCACCAAUGGACCCUAAUGUUAAGGGCAUCCCAGACUUCUGGUACACCAUAUUCAAGAAUGUGUCAAUGCUGUGUGAGAUGAUGCAGGAACAUGACGAGCCCAUUCUGAAGUGUUUGCAGGACAUUAAAGUGCAAAUGCACGAGGACCCCAUCGGCUUCACGCUGGAAUUCCACUUCGCGCCCAAUGAUUACUUCACAAACACCAUCUUGACGAAGGAGUAUUCAAUGAAGUGCAAGCCAGAUGAUGAGAACCCUCUGGAGUUCGAAGGACCCGAGAUCUACUCAUGCAAGGGUUGUGAGAUCAACUGGAAGAAGGGCAAGAAUGUAACGGUGAAGACGAUAAAGAAGAAGCAGAAGCACAAGUCCCGUGGCUCAGUGCGCACCGUCACCAAGUCGGUGCAGGCUGAUUCCUUCUUCAACUUCUUCUCGCCACCCACCAUGCCCGAUGACCCUAACUCCACCCUCGCCUCUGAUAUCCAGGCGCUGCUCACAGCGGACUUUGAGAUCGGCCACUACAUCCGCGAGCGUGUCGUGUCCCGCGCCGUCCUGCUCUACACCGGCGAGGGCCUCGAUGACGACGAUGAUGAUGAUUACGAGGAGGAGGAGGAUUCGUACUUUGACGAAGACUCCGGGACGGAGGAAGUGUCCGACGCGGAGGAUUGAUGCAAGACGUUGUCCGACCGCCCCUAGCGUUAUAUAUAACGUCAGUCGGCAGCUCGCUACGUGCCCACGCCCAACUCCCCGGCGUUGGCGUGGGCAUCUAGCGGCUCGUGCUCACGAGCUCUGCGUGCUUUAGUCUUUAUCGCGACCAUAUCAGCCCAUAUCUCUUUUAAAUUGUACCAAAAAUCGAUUCGCCAAGCGAAACGUGAUAAUGAAUACUCCUGCAACGCGUCGGGUUAUUGUCCUAUAAAUCGGUAGUAUUUGUACGCUAGAAUAUUUAGUAAUGAUAAACUUCUCGCAGACCCACAUGUCCGUUCUAUGCAUGGUUUAUCCCUGUCCAGAUAAAUAUGUUUUAGAGUAGAUUUUUGUACAAGGCUGGCAAGGGGCUCCCGUAGUCUUGAUGCGAGAAGUGUGAGGUGCCUUCAUUAUCGAUGUAUAAUGCAUGUUAACUUGUUAGAUGUCUGUUACGACAACUAUUUUGCAUUUCUAGUUUAGUUAUACAUUACUCGUUUUUAUUUAUUAUACAGUAAUUAUAGUGUGUAUUUUUGUUUACGAAUUUUACAUAUUCGUUUGAGUACUUUGAAAUUUCAUGUGAUAUUACUAUUCUCUAAGGCUAUAUUUUAAUGUUUCCUAUUGAUUGAAAUUGAAGUACCGUCAUUCCAUUGAGACGCUAGUAGAUCCUUCGCUCCGUGCGUGUAGCGGCAGUCAGCCCAGGAAUUGAAUUCGCUGAAUCUCUUUUUAGUGCCAAAAUGCAUUUUUACAUCAUCACUUGAACAUCGCCAACUGUGAUCUAUAUCCGAUAUGAUAAUAAUAUAUUAUAUGUAUUUUAAUAAUGAUUUGACAAUAGUUAGGUCGGAUAAUAGAUGUAUAUUUUUUAUUUAUGUAACCUUCUAUUGAAGUUAGCAUAAUAUAAUGUCAAUGUAUAGCAGCUCGUCAGGUAGUUUUUAUAUAUCGGUAAUGGCUUAUGUUUUUGGCAUGAUGUCGUAAUGAUGACAUUAAAAUUGUAUGCUUUUUACCCGAGUGUUUUAUUUAUUUUAUCCUUAUAUUUGCAUGCGAAUUGUGCAAGUUUGUCGAGUGCAGAUGGUUGCAGAAUUCACGUUGACUGUAAUGUAAGGUAACGAGCCGCGCCGAGGUCGGUGUUUAGUAAUAUGUGUUGACGUGUAUUGGCGUUGUCAGGAGGAGGAGGAAUGCUCCACGGAAGAGAGUGAAGACGAGGAGCCGGUGCCGCGGAGACGAGGCAAGAAGCCCAUCAAGGGCGCGCAGGACAACCCGGCCGAGUGCAAGCAACAAUAGUGCGCGGGCAGUCGGCUGCACUACUGCGCCACUCUUAUCUAACUGUCGAGGUCUGUGCAUACGGAACGUAUGUUUGGUGCUGAAUAUCUACUUGUCAUUCACUACAUUCGACUCAUUACUUACUUAGUUCUCAAACAAGGCAAAUGAAUUCGUUGUCAAACUAUUAAUUCGUAUUCGGUUCUAUGUAGUGGACGGUAAUGUUCUUUAAUCAGUUCUGAUACUUCAUAAUCAACGUCGUAUACAUACGCGCAACGUUUAGACACCAGAUUCUAAAUCGUCGGUAAAUAAAUAAAAUUUAUAUACUUAUCCCGUAUUUGUAAUGUUGUACUGCUUUGUCUAUGAAGAUAUACUGCCUUGAACGUAAGGAAAUGUUGUCACCACCGACCUCGCCAUACACAAAUGCACUAAAUUUAAUGCAGUGACUGAUAUGUAUAGGAUGCUUUUUAAUUAGAACGUGAAAGAGUUUUACUAAGUAACCUCGCAGGCCGUCUUUCCUCCACAUUCCUAUUUCGUGUCAAAACACAUCAAAAUAUAAGGAAUGCUACACAAGGCAGCUUUCGAAACGGUGACGACAGCAUCGUUGUCUGCUUUCAAUAACUGAAAUAUGUAUCUCGCAGAUUGGGAACGUGCAAGAACCAACCUUAAAUGGUGUAUUUAUAGCGCUCAAUUAAUGUUACGCUGUUGUCGCCCCCGCUUUGAAGGUUAAGCCAUUUUAACUAUCCGCCUUGUUCAUUAUUUUUGAUAAAAUCUAAAUCGGGUUGGUGCUUACGGCACGAUAGCUAGGCUAUAAUACGACUUGUGAUGUAGUUAACACAGUCUGUUAACGUUAACAUGUUUGAUGUAACGGUCUAUAAGACAGUAAUUAAUAUUAAAUAAUGUUAUUUUGUAUAAUGCGCCAUUAUCAAACUCCAAUGCAAAUUGUUAUGUUAUGACCAGUAGAGGUUAUGUUGUAGGCGUAAUUGUUAUGUUGUUACUUAUAACUUCAUUAUGAUUGUAAGGCUAUUUGAGGAGCAGUGAUUCUUUUUAUAAUGAUGUAACGUAUUGCUCGCAUCGCGUACACCAGCUAUAGGGUAUUUGUACACGUAACAUUUUUAAAUAAAUUUCGUAAUUAAAAUGUU